AUGAGUACUCAAGAAAUCGAUUCAUCAGAACUACCUAAAGUUCGUCAACUAGUUAACCAAUUUUUAUCCAUUUCAAUUACCCAUCAGAAGAAUAACUCUAUAGAUGAUAAAAAUGAACUAGUUAUCUAUACUACAUCGAUCGGUAUUAUACGGGAAACUGCACAAGACUGUCAAUUAGUUCGAAGUAUUCUUCAAACGUUAUGCCUGAAAUUUAUCGAGAAAGAUGUUAGUAUUCAUCCGUUGUAUUUAAAAGAAUUAUAUGAGCGAAUUGGUACCGUUAAAAUUAAACUUCCUCAAACUUUUGUUGGUGGCCUCUACGUAGGGGGGGCAAGUGCUGUUGAAUCGUUGAAUGAAUCUGGAAAAUUGCGCGAACUAACGACCAAUUUUGAGAGACAAGGUGCAACGGAAAUUAAUUGUGCAUCAUGUUAUGAUUACCGUUUUGUACCAUGCCACUCGUGCCAUGGUAGUCGACGGAAUAGAAGUUCCUCUUUUAAUCGAAUUGCUGAACUGAAAUGCGGUCAAUGUAAUGAAAACGGAUUACAGCUAUGUCCACAAUGUUCUAUCCCAAUGCGAUCAAGGGCUAAUUCAGCUCCAAAGCGUCAAUUUGAGAGUGAAAAACAUUACAAUUUACAAGUACCAUGUACUAAUUAUACACUCAAGUUAUCAUAG
Trichoplax adhaerens is the source of this 669-nucleotide messenger RNA. RefSeq lists its product as uncharacterized. NCBI's taxonomy places the organism in Eukaryota, Metazoa, Placozoa, Uniplacotomia, Trichoplacea, Trichoplacidae. Bases 1 to 669 code for a protein of 222 amino acids. The record is from RefSeq and is a predicted model, not a curated record. The transcript has 4 exons.